GUUAUAUUCGAGAUGAUGAGGUUAUAUUUGACAUGAUCCACGUUCCCGCGCAAAAACAGAUACUGUUUUGUGUCAUAUAAAAAUUAUAAUUAACAUGGCUAUACGAUUGCAUAUAAAUAAUAAAGAUUUAGUUGAUCAAAAGCAGUCAGAGUUACACUUUAUGCCAUGUAAAAUUCAUGGGAACGAAGCCACUAAGGUUUCUUCUUUCUUUAAACCUUACAUUCGUAAGAUAGACAAAGAAUAUUGUGAUUGUUCUUUCCGUGGUUAUCCACUCCAAGGAAAAGAAGUAACUGUACCUGCUAGCUAUAAAGGCAUGAUAUUUAUGGAAAAUAGAAAGACAGAUAGUGAAAGCAAGAAUCGAAAUUUGUAUUGCACCAAAACCUUUUCAAAGUUUACAUAUUGGAAUUAUGAUAAAAUACCAUCCAAGAAUGAUGCCAUUAUAGCAGCAUUAGAUUGGAUUGACAUAGCUGAAACAUUACAUACACCAGAAACAUAAAUACCAAAGGCAUAUACCAAUUGUUCUAGUGGAGAUAUAAGAAACAUUGUUAUCCAAUAACAUUAUAUUUUUCUACUGAUAGAAAAGGGAAGUAAUAAAGAUGUAUUUCGUAUAACAGAUUUAUUUUUAAUGUUGUAAUUGGAUGGUUAUGCCACAAAUAAUGAGUGUAUAUGUGCGUAAGAAUCUAUAACUGUAAGAUGUGUAAAGAGAGAUAGUGGUGGUAUCAAUAGAGUAUAAUUAGCAGCAAAGUUUUUAAAGAAACAGAGUUUUCUAUUUAGAUAUCUGUGGACUUUUCAUUAGUUCGUUUAAUAUAAUGAUACAAUUAUAAAUGCAUUCUGCAGAUUCUUUUCAAAGACACAAAUCUGUUUUAUGCAAGAUGUUACUAUGCUUUUAUACGAUUCAUAUUUAAUUUUAUAUUAAAUGCAUUUAGUGCCAUCGACAGCUUACAUUGAUAGUAUUCAUUGUAAAUAGGAUGUACUUAGCAUCUGAGCAUCCAUAGCUAUCUUAAAGACAUACAAAUGUGUAAUUUACAAAAUACAUUUUUCAGAAUACCUACUGAAUCGUUUAGGCCAAAGAAUCCAAUCAGUUUGCAACUAGCAUGUAUUGAACAUGUGCGCAGCGUGAAUCGAUUUCCAAAUACGAAAUGCUAGAAUUCAAUUUCCAUUCCUGUAUCAUGUAGAAUCAUUGGCAGUGAGAGGAAAUGUGCGUAUCUUAAACGAAGUAUGUUUGUUUACAUUAUCUCGCGUUAAUUAAUAUGCUAUAGCAUCAUACAAUACAUCAUAGCAAUUAAUGCUACAAUAGGAAAAUUGAUUAAUUAAAUAAUUACAAUCUCAACCUGAAUUUUCUUUGGCGUUAUAACAAUACUGAGGUAUUUAUACGAGAUUUGUAGAACUAAUUAAAAGUGAACCCUGAAUAUCAUAUCAAAUUACAAAAACUCUCUCUUACGUUCGUUCGUUCGUUCGUUCUUACAUUCUAAAUUAUCAAGCCCCCUGACACAACGGAAUAAUAAAUAUAAUAAAAUAUUUCUAUUGAUACUUCUUCCGACGUUUAUUAUAUAGAUAUCGCUAAUAAAAUAACUUCUUGGGAUUCUAAAGGACCUAUUUACAGUAACAUUAUAGAUUUCUAAAGAGCUACUCUAAAAAUAGGUCCGCUGCGUUAUCACUUCGUUUUCAUUCAUGCAAAAGCUCUCUAACGUUUACUUAUAAAGUUGAGGAAGUAAAUGCUUGUCUUAUAGAGACGUUAGUCUCGUUGUCCGUAUGCUAAGCUAAAUGUAUUUUAGUUCACUUAUAUGUAAUUCGGACGGGUGGGUGUCUGUCUGUUCGAUCUCAGACUAGAUUUCUCAGGCGAGCAAAAAAUGCAGCCUCGGUAAAUGAAUCAAAAAGACACCCGCCCAACGAGCGGCAAAUGUUCAGCUGCCUUUCUCCUUCCUAAUAAUUUAAUCUUUUUAAGCUAAACAUGUACGAUCACAUUGGCUUAUGUUAUUUUCGACGAAGAUUACGUUCUAAAAUCAGAUUUUCCUCGCAUUAUCCUCUUUAACAUUAUGGCGUACAAUUCUAGAUGAUUUAUAGAUAUAUCUGUGAAAUUAUAUACGGAAUUAA
Molecule: messenger RNA, 2094 nt
Organism: Linepithema humile (Argentine ant)
Lineage: Eukaryota; Metazoa; Arthropoda; Insecta; Hymenoptera; Formicidae
Source: RefSeq, a predicted model, not a curated record